Aureobasidium musti is the source of this 1365-nucleotide messenger RNA. Lineage: Eukaryota; Fungi; Ascomycota; Dothideomycetes; Dothideales; Saccotheciaceae. The record is from the annotation of a GenBank genome assembly.
UACAAGCCCGAGAUGCGCAAAGUGUCCGAAGGCCAGAUGAUGCGUCCCAACAGGAAGACUAAUGGUAGCGGCGUCCAGGCCCCCGAGACCAGGAUUUGUGUUGUUAUGGUCGGUCUGCCAGCCAGAGGAAAGAUCGUCCGCUACCUUCGCUGGCUCUCGGUCGACGCGAAGACCUUCAACGUAGGCCAGUAUCGCCGUACCACCACUCCCAAUCCUUCCGCCGAAUUCUUCGACACAAGCAAUGCAGAGGGCGAAAGAAUGCGCAAAGCUGCCGCCGAGGCUGCUGUGACAGAUAUGCUGAAAUGGUUUGACAAUGGUGAGGGUCUUGUUGCAAUCCUUGAUGCUACCAACUCGACGAAAGCACGAAGACGUUGGAUACAAGAUCGCUGCGACGCUGCCAACGUACAGACCAUGUUUGUCGAGUCAAAAUGUGAUGACGAAGAACUCGUCAUGUCCAACAUCAAGGAAGUCAAGACUACGUCGCCCGACUACGUUGGACAAGAUCCUGAGGUUGCUGCACAAGAUUUCUUAAAGAGAAUCAGAAACUAUGAGAAGGUGUACGAAACAUUGGACGAGGACGAGGCCGACCUCACAUACUGCAAGUUGAUCGACGUCGGGCAUCAAGUCAUUAUCAACAAGAUUCAGGACUACCUCCAAUCUCGAGUGGUCUAUUACCUGAUGAACUUGCACAUCAAACCACGUUCUAUUUGGCUGUCACGAUACAACUUGUCAGGCAAGAUUGGUGGCGAUGCCAAUAUCAGCGAAAGAGGUCAGAUGUAUGCCAGAAAACUACCUGAGAUGGUGAAACAAUCUGCUGGAGACCUUCAACUCACAGUCUGGACCUCGACACUGAAGCGAACCAUUCAAACUUCGAAAUAUCUACCUUUCGAGAAGCUUUCAUGGAAAGCGUUAGACGAACUGGACUCUGGUGUUUGCGACAGCUUGACAUAUGCAGAGAUUGCAGAACGGUUCCCCGAAGACUUUAAGGCUCGUGAUGACGACAAAUACAACUAUCGCUACUUGGGUGGUGAGAGCUACAGAGAUGUGGUUAUCCGUCUCGAGCCCAUCAUCAUGGAACUGGAACGCAGCGAGAACAUUCUCAUCGUAACUCACCAAGCAGUGCUGAGAUGCAUCUACGCUUAUUUCAUGGGCGUUGAUCAGGCGAAGAGUCCUUGGAUGGAGGUCCCUCUGCACACACUGAUCAAGCUUUCACCCAGAGCAUACGGCACACAGGAGGAGCGAUACUCGGCCAAGAUUCCCGCAGUAAGCACCUGGCGUGGCAGNGGAUCGAAGGCCCAGCACGAAAGUCCUGGUCCUGGUGAAGGCACGGUUGAUAUUGAGGUAAAUGGAAAGGGCAGCAAAUAG